AUGCAGGACGAUUUGGGAGAGUUUUUACUUUAUGAUCUGCCUUUAUUCGUCGGAAUACUCGUCAUCGGAACAGCAGUAAUUCUAUUGUACAUCUUUUGGUUCGCAGCGGACAGCAAUUUUAACCGCCAGCUGGUGAACACGUUGUGGAUGAACCGCCGCCGCCACAACACGGGGGUUUCGGCCCUCGAUCUGGAGAAGCUGCCGAAAGUGACAGGUAAAGAUUUGGUGUUUGCGAGUGAUUGUGCGAUUUGUUUGGACAAAAUCGAGAGCGAGCAACCGGCUAGGUUGAUUCCAGGUUGCAACCAUGGCUUUCAUCUAGGAUGCGCCGACACGUGGCUGUCUAAGAACCCUAAUUGCCCUGUCUGUAGGGCCCACAUUGGGCCCGAGUUCUUCAAUCCACCGGAAACAAAUCCUUGCUAG
Messenger RNA from Erythranthe guttata (spotted monkey flower), 420 nucleotides. RefSeq names its product E3 ubiquitin-protein ligase ATL23. Lineage: Eukaryota; Viridiplantae; Streptophyta; Magnoliopsida; Lamiales; Phrymaceae. The record is from RefSeq and is a predicted model, not a curated record.